CCCCUCACUGCAUGUAUUUUUUGUCUAUAGCUUUUUACAUUUUUGAAGCAUUUUAUUAAACCACCAUUUUUAAGAUGUGUGAUUUCAACUCAAAAAAUCUGGGUCGAUGCUUGUGUAUCAUCACUGGAGCUUCGAAAGGGUUUGGACGGAGUCUGGCACAGCAGGUUCCACAUAUUCUCCAGGCUGGCUCUAGAGUCUUAUUGGUGGCUCGGAGUGCUCUACUGCUUGAAGAGUUGAAAACAGAACUGGAAAACCUGACUGUUCCUCGGGGUCUGGUGGUCCACUGUGUAGCAGCAGAUCUGAGCACCACAGAGGGGGUGGCCACGACACUGCAGGCUGCAACAAGAGGAAAUGUGAAUGACUUCAAUCACGUGCUUGUCAUUAAUAAUGCUGCCUCUUUAGGUGCCAUCUCCCAGUUCUCCAGCUUCACUGACCCAGCUGAAGUGAAUGCCUACAUUUCCUUUAACAUCAGUUCGGCUCUGGCUCUGACCGCUGGGGUUCUGCAGGCGUUCCCCAAAAGACCAAACCUGAGGAGGACUGUGGUCAAUGUCUCGUCUGUGUUUGCUCAUAAACCGCUCCCACGCUGGGUCCUGUACUGUACCGCCAAAGCUGCCCGAGAUAUGAUGUUCAAAGUAUUGGCCACAGAAGAAACAGAUGUUAAAGUGCUCAGCUAUUCUCCAGGACCCAUGGACACAGAGAUGCAGGAGGAGAUCUUCAGAAAGACGGGUGUCAGUCAUGACUUGCUGCCUUGCCAAAAACCUGGAGCUAAACUUCUGAAUCUGGUUCUGGACAGUAACUUUCCUUCUGGAGCACACGUGGACUUUUUUGAUCAGUGA
Messenger RNA from Boleophthalmus pectinirostris (great blue-spotted mudskipper), 836 nucleotides. RefSeq names its product sepiapterin reductase b (gene sprb). Lineage: Eukaryota; Metazoa; Chordata; Actinopteri; Gobiiformes; Gobiidae. Gene Ontology annotation, biological process: tetrahydrobiopterin biosynthetic process. Gene Ontology annotation, molecular function: sepiapterin reductase (NADP+) activity. The transcript is spliced from 4 exons. The coding region runs from base 75 to 836 and encodes 253 amino acids. The record is from RefSeq and is a predicted model, not a curated record.